Molecule: messenger RNA, 493 nt
Organism: Manduca sexta (tobacco hornworm)
Lineage: Eukaryota; Metazoa; Arthropoda; Insecta; Lepidoptera; Sphingidae
Gene: Gpa2
Product: thyrostimulin alpha-2 subunit
Exons: 3
Coding region: 4-351 (115 amino acids)
Biological process (GO): cell surface receptor signaling pathway
Molecular function (GO): hormone receptor binding
Source: RefSeq, a predicted model, not a curated record
AAGAUGUUUCUUAGAUAUAUUACACUGAUACUGAUAUUUAACUUUACUUUUGCCUCAGAAGCAUGGAAAAAACCAGGAUGUCACAGAAUCGGGCAUACCAGGAAUAUCAGCAUUCCGGAUUGCGUUGAAUUUAAAAUUACUACAAAUGCGUGUCGCGGCUACUGUGAGUCAUGGUCUCUACCUAGCAUAAUGUUGGGCUUCAAACGGCAUCCAGUCACCUCUCUAGGACAAUGCUGUAACAUUAUGGAGGCAGAAGAUGUACCAGUAAAAGUGUUGUGCUUAGACGGUGAAAGAAACUUAAUAUUUAAAUCAGCUGUAUCGUGUGCCUGUUACCAUUGCCAAAAGGAAUAAUUAAUUUGAUAAUAGUUGCAUUUGACACAUAACAGACUGAUUGGAUCAUUAGAGACUUCAUAAUUUACUUAACUGUACAAAUAUAAACUGACGGGACAAAAGUGUAACUUGUAAUUAAUGCAUUACAUUACUUUUUCAAUUA